CCCCCGCUCAGAGAACCACACGGCGGAGGAGAACCUGGGAGAAAUGGCGGAGGGCGCUUCGACUCUCAAAGGCUUGCGGUCCCAGAUGGCUGCAGCUGCACAGGCCCAAGCAGAGGAGCGGCGCAGCCAGGCAGGAAAUAGUCCAGGACCUGCAACUAACACAUCAGCUAAACCUCAGGGGUGUAGACCAGUCCUCGACGGUGCUGCUCUUAGAAUAGACGACCGACUGCGAGUGGCAAAAGAGAGGCGAGAGGAGGCAGACAGACAACAGGUUUUGCGAGAUUCUCAGAUUAUGGAGCGGGAGCGUAAGGCCAAGCUGCAAGUGGAGCGUCAGAUGGAGGAGCGUCAGAAAAAGGUUGAGGAACAGCGGAAGAAGGAGGAGCAGAAACGACAGGCUGUGGAGGAGAAGAGGAAGCAGAAACAGGAAGAGGAAAAGGAGCACUACGAGGCAGUGAUGCGGCGGACAUUGGAGCGUAGUCAGCGUGUUGAGCAGAGGCAGAAGCGAUGGUCUUGGGGAGGACUGUCCACAGACUCUGAUGGACGAACAGGAGAUUCUGAUGCCAGCGCCUCAUCUCCAGUAACUAUAGUUAUCUCCCCUGCCUCGCCAGACAAGCCACCGAGGAGUCGACAAGUGGACAAGCGCUCCACAUCCACCCUGAACUUGAAACAGUCGUCCGAGGCUGGCAUCAGCAAACGCCUAUCCUCUUCCUCUGCCACCCUCAUCAAAUCUCCCGACAAACGUGUUAAGCAGAGGAGUUCGUCUUGUAACCGGUUGCCUAGCAAUGUGAAUGCUUCUCAGGCCAGUAAGGAAGAUGGCAAAAAGCUUCAGGUGGAAAAGACAGGCCAAUCCAUGAAGAAGAGAAGUUCCUCCCUCACUCGAGUAAGUGUGGGCAGAGCACAGACCCCUACCAAGCCUGAUAAGGGGACAACGGAUGAUCAAGCCUCUGCCACUCCCCUGCACCCACCACGCGGACCUGUGCGCAGCCGUAGCAUUGACCGACAGAAGAGCGGCAUGACCACCUCGGUUUCAGCCGACGGAGCCCUCGACCCUUCAAUGAAGGACAAGCAGUCAACAUCGCCGGCAGCCCAGCGUCCCGCCUCCCCAUCCUCCACCCUGGGACGCAACCGCUCACCAUCCCCAGCCCCCAGUCCAGCUCCAAAGAGGACCCCCUCCCCAGCAGCAUCCAAGCAAAGUUCCAAGACACGCCCAUCAUCACCUGGUGGAAUGAAACGUCCCCCAUCUCCCCAGCCCACAGCAACCAAACCCCCACCCAUCCAGAAACCAGCUCUUACUCCAACAGGACCCCCUACUUUACGAAAGAGAGACUCCAAGUCCAAGGAUUUGUGUCCUGUCCAGGCUGUGUCUCCGCAGUCCUCUGACAGCAGCAAGACCAAAGACAAAGAUGACUCGAAGGGCUCAACGGGAACCAACUCGGCUGCUGAGGCAGCAAAGAUCCUGGCUGAGAAUCGCAGACUGAUGCGAGAGCAAAAAGAGAAAGAGGAGUUGCUCAGGAUACAGAAGGAGGAAGAAGAGAAGCUUAAAAAGGAAGAGGAACAGCGUGUAGCGGAAGAGGCCCGACUGAAACGUGUGGAGGAGGAGAAGAAGCUUGCAGAGGAGAAAAAAGUCAGAGACGAAGAGGAGGCUCUGAUGGCGGAGGAGGAGCGGGUGAGACUGGCAGAGGAGGAGGCCGUGAAACAGGUUGAGCUACAGAAAGAACGAGAGGAGGCUGAGGCCAAGGCUCUGGUGGAGGCGGAGAAAGUACGUGUGGAGAGAGACCGCGUCAUGCAGCAGAACCAGCAUGAGCGAAUGGAGAGAAAGAAGAGAAUUGAUGAGAUAAUGAAGAGAACUAGAAAAGGGGACCCUAAUGACAAGAGAGACGAUGAUAAAUGCUCACAGGACAAUGACGACAAUGAUGACGACGAUGAUGUGGACUCAAACUAUGAAGCAAACGCAGAGAUGGAUGACAUCGCCAUGGAGGCCGACAAAUAUGAUGAGUGCGGUCUGUCCUGUGAGCCAGAGAAUAUGAGAGAGGAGGCCCUGGGCAGGGUGAACGGAAAACCAGAGACUGACGAUAAGGAGAACAACAAUGGCAUAAGCACAGAUGAGACCCAGGCAAUAAGUCCAGUCCCUAAAGGCCGCCACGUGGAGGGCUCCGAGUUCCUGAACGAGCAGGACUCUGCUAAAGUGGGCUUGAGCCCAGGUGUGAACGGUAAAUCCAACCAGUGGAGCUUUGAGGAACUGAAUGACCUCAACGUCCACUCCAAGACCCCCCUCAUCGCGGCGGAGGACUGUAACCAAGUCUUGAUCAACUGUGACGGGAGCUCAGAUGGGACCAGGGUCGCCUUCGAGGACAAGGGAACCCCCGUCAACCCCCUGCAUUCCUCUAUUCAACCCAUAGAAGCCCUUUCAGAGAUGUGAUGCUGCUUCCAUCCCUGCGAAGCCUCUCACUGUUGCACUCCUGAAGUUCCUAUUAAGCUGAGCUCAUUAAAAAUAACAAAAAAAGCAAGUCCUCUACCGGUUCCAAACAGCUUCCUCCUCUUUGUCCUCCUCCUCUUCCAGACGGAGGAACACAAGGUGAAGCGGAAAGACCUCCCUAAGUGCUACCUUUGCACCGCACAUUAUGAGGAAACAUAUGUAUUGAAAUUAUAUAUUUAAAAAGAUAUUCUUCAGGGAAAUUCCAUAUAUUCCUUAAACAUGCUUUCUUCAGGUCUCUUUCCUCUCCCACUUGUGUUUAGUUCUUCUCCCACAUGUUUUCCCUUUUGUUCCUGUGUUGUGUCCUAUUUUGAUGUUUUUUAAGAGCUUUGUCAGGGGUGCAUUGUUGUAAUUUAUUAAUUUUGGCUUCUUUGUUAUUGUAAUUAUUGUUAUUAUAUGUUAAGUUUUUUGUUUCUCUUCUGUGACAAUAUUCCAGGACACGCGCGUGAACUGACAUUGUGAGUAAAUGGAAGGAACGUUUAAACGGUCUGUCCUAGCGGGGGUUGAGGGGGCGGAGCAUCCCAGGAUUUGCAUGUGAUUCACCUAAAUUUACUUGACCGGCUGUUUUUGCAGCAUCCAGCAAUAUGGCCUUAUCGUGUUUCCCAACCUCGAUGUAUGAAUAUACUAAAUUCUUUGUGCUAAAAGCUCACACGCGCACAGUUCAGCCGUCUCAGUUGGGAGCAGAUUCUUUAUUCAUGCUUCACCUCACACAUCUCGGUUCUUUCACCCCCAUUGUUUUUCAUGCCAACCACACACUCGUCUCCCAGCUUCUCCCUCCCUGUGGUUCCUUCGUUGGCCACUAGAGGGAUUCAGGCGCUCGGCUGUAACGUUUGAAGCUGUUUGGUGUCGAGAUUAAAUGUCGACACAGUUGUGAAUUCAAAUGUUCGGUGGAGCCUGAGCACUUGGUCGAUUUAGAGUUGGCAGUUCAUUUAGGUUCCGUGUAUAUAAACUGUAUGUUUCUUGAGUUGUAUCCAGUUUUAGUGUCUAACAUCUGUUAACGCCGCCGCCUGCAGCUGUUCCACUCGCUUAACACAAGUGGAGUUCAUUAGUUUCCUUCAUUGUGUCUUUGGAAAACAGUUUUCUGUUAACUGACCUGAACUUGAAUGUUCUGUCAAUAAUGUUAAACUUUCAAUUAGUUUUUCCAUUUUGUGCUUCAUCACAUCCAUACACACAUUUCCUCCACUCAUCCUUCCACCCGUGCGGCUUUAUCAUCAAUUUCACUUCUGUCCCACUAAACCUCCUCUUACACAAGCUGCUGCAUCUGAAACAAAUGCAUUUCAACUAUUUUUGAUAAUAUACAAAUUUGGCUUUUUGUUUGUUUAUAUAUGAAAAUACAUUUCUACAUAUAUUUAAGUGUUAUUGUAUUGUGUAUAUAAUCAGUAUUAGGCAAAUGAAGCCCUGUUCCGGUGGGAGUGGUGUCAGGAUGUGGAUAAUUGAAGUCUCUGUGUAUGUGUAUGUGCGUAUAAGAUUUAAGGUCUCUGUUCUUCACGUGCCCUGUGAGGGGAAGUCAGAUUUGGCGUAGGGCACAUUGGAAAACUAAUAUUUAUCUGAAGCCCUCUUCCAUAAGAGCCCUGCAAAAACAAGGGGCCACUGUGCUGUGUGUCCCCAAGCUCUGCUUUUGAUUCAGAUAUUGCCUCAUAAAAAAACAAGUCAACAUUUUGAUGGUGAGCCGAGCUCUUGCCCUCAGCGACAUGUCUGAGCCGUGAAAUCAGUCGCGUCUGUGCCUCACAGUGAUUUUAAUGUCACAGAAAUAUGUUUUAGAAAUUGUCGAAGGAUGAGGGGAUGUCGGCUCCUCCGUUGCAACGAUGCACAUCCGCUAAACCAAACCAGACGUGGGGCCAGACUUGUUUUGCCGCACUGUUGAACUGUCUGUUCUGGAUUUUUGUACUGAAACGUUUAAAUUCCCUGAUGCUUGAAUUGUCCAAGCAACAGGUUGGGGGACCUUGAUGUUUUGUUUUUGCCUUGUUCUCUGCUGGCUGACUAAAACUGGCUUUCAUUAAUAAGCUCAAAGAAUGUAACAGACUCCAUAAACCGUCCUUCAUUAUUUACCACAUCUCUCAAAAGCUGCCCGCUUUUAGCUUUCGUGCAUUAUUCAUCUAGGAAACGCGACGACUCUUUGCACUGUUUCAAAGUAACUCGCUGUGUUUUAAGAAUGGUAAAAUAAGAGUAGCUUUACUGUACAAAGCCCAAGGAGAGUUGUGUGAUAUUCUGGAAGAUGACGUCUAGGCUUUGUUCCCGUUCACACAUUUUAAAAGUCUCAUUCAUAACCUGAAACUUCGACCUACUCAUGCCUACACCCAAACUCCUCCCUACCCCUCCUUCCGCUCAUGUGUAGCACCUGUUUGGGGGCUGUUGUAGCUGCUGCUUGAACAGAUACUGUAUCUAUUCCAGGUCCUGCUGCAUCUUUUAGGGCUCAAGCGCUCAACGUUGUCUGAUACAAUAGGAUAGAACGGUGCCUUAGAUUGAGAUUUAGUAUUUUUAUUGUAUCACUUGUUACUAAGGAAGUUUGUCUUUACCUCAGCCUCGACAAUCAGUUCACCCAACCAGGGCAACUGUGUGAAUAUUGAAUAUUUCUCUGAAAGAUUUACAGACCUAACAACGCCCUGUUCAGAAAAUACAAAUUUGUACUGUAAAUAUAUCUAAAAGUGUACUGAGUUGACACAAACUGUUACAACAAUAAAGUUUGCAAAAAUA
Messenger RNA from Limanda limanda (common dab), 5167 nucleotides. It is a transcript of the gene map7d3, whose product is annotated as MAP7 domain containing 3. The transcript is spliced from 19 exons. Gene Ontology annotation, biological process: microtubule cytoskeleton organization. Gene Ontology annotation, cellular component: microtubule cytoskeleton. The coding region runs from base 44 to 2419 and encodes 791 amino acids. Lineage: Eukaryota; Metazoa; Chordata; Actinopteri; Pleuronectiformes; Pleuronectidae. The record is from RefSeq and is a predicted model, not a curated record.